Messenger RNA from Guillardia theta CCMP2712, 5760 nucleotides. RefSeq lists its product as hypothetical. Gene Ontology annotation, molecular function: zinc ion binding; DNA-binding transcription factor activity, RNA polymerase II-specific; protein binding. Gene Ontology annotation, biological process: regulation of DNA-templated transcription. NCBI's taxonomy places the organism in Eukaryota, Cryptophyceae, Pyrenomonadales, Geminigeraceae. Bases 1 to 5760 code for a protein of 1919 amino acids. The record is from RefSeq and is a predicted model, not a curated record. The transcript has 23 exons.
AUGGAGUGGGAGGAAGAGGUUUAUGCUUCCCUCGACUCCUCAUCGCAGUUCCCUCCUGCGCCACCUGAACUUGAGCCGAUCUUCAUCCCCCUUGAUGCCCGCGCCCUCUCAGCUUCAGAUGACCCUGCUCCUGAGCUCGAGAGCCUCGACUUUCUUAAUGACUCCGCUUUCCCCGACAAUUCCGCAAGCUUCUCCAACAAGUCGCCCCUGCCUGCCCUUGCAGGCAAACGCAGCAGACCCAUUAGCAAGAUCUCAGUAGCAUGCAGGCGAUGCAAGGACCAGAAGGUCAGGUGCACCGACCAGGUGCCUUGCUCGAGGUGCAUCAACUCCGGGCUAGGGCCCACGUGUACUAAGAUGAAGGCGCCGAUGCUGCCGAUGAAAGCGCCGAUGCUGCCGAGAAGCUUCCCGCUGUUCGUUCCGGGGGAGCCAGCGAUAGCACUAGGAGGGAGCUACGGGUGUUUACCGCAAGUUUGGUAUCAACCAGAAGCAGCGAUGCAGCUACGGGCCAAGUCAGCAUGCGACCACUGCAGACUAAGUAAGGUGCGAUGCGACGAGGCGAAACCCUGCAGCCGGUGCCGGCACAACGGACUAUCAUGUCCGUUGUCGAGCUAUGCACUCAACUUACCAUCUGAUACCGUGAGGGCCAUGGAGAGCAAGCGACGUCGAUCUCAAGUGAAGCAAGCGUGCGAGGCCCGAUCGACAUCUCCUGGCCCGGGCGAGCCAGUCACGCGCGGCGGCCUGGCACUGAGUGACUACUUGGCUCUGGGUUCAACUGCCAUGAGGGCCAUGGCAACAGUCCCAGCGGCGAUCAUGCCGGAUGGCAGAGCAAGGGGGGAGAUAAAAUGCGAUGGACCUAUGGGCUCAAGUCUUCUUCAAUGGAAGUCGGCGAUAGCAACUGAAUGCUGGGCAGCAGAAGACGGAGGUUGGCGAGUUUGCUCCCUCGUUGAGAUCAUCUUGUUUGGAGCUGGGCCUCUCAACAUGCUCCCGUAUGACCCGAAGUUUGCUAAGCAGCGCUUUUUCGGAAAAGCAAAGGGAGAUUCUGCCAAAUAUGAUAAUUCAACUAUCGCUAGAAGUCUUCAAGGAGCAUCAAGAGAAAUGAAAGAAAAAGGGAGAGAACAAACAGAUCUUGCUGCUUUGCUGGUUAAGAGCACAGCAACGAACAUUGGAUUCACGAUCCGAUUCCAACAAAUUCCGCGCAUGGAAAGAAAAAUCAACCAAGAUAUGGAGGGAUUGAAUCGUCCAUUCUUUCGUGAUCAGCUGUAUGACAAAGAGAGCGCUACACCUUCCCAGAGCUUUCGCUUGACGAGGCUCCCUCCUAUCCGCCUUGAUUCGGGCAAGUUAUCCCAAGGCAUUCGCAGUCAUUCAGUGGACUUUAAUUUCCCCUGGAGCUCGAGUCCUCUCCUCAAGAAGAAAACAGCAGAAACUAGCAGAUCUUUCACUGAGCUUCCUCCCAGAGCAUCCGGAUCUCAGAAGGUCAAGCUGGGAAGGGUGACGGCGAGAGAGCCGGAGGAGGUUCAGGGCUGGAAGGUGGGAGAGUGCUUAUCGGAGGAAGCGAUCUGUCUGCUGGUAGAGCAUGCUAGGAAGUACAGCGAUGAGUCCAGACGUUGGCUCACCGAGAGUUUCAAGACGAACGGACAAGUUUGGAAGAGCAAGAAGCUCAGCAGCGGGGGAGCGAGUCUGUUGAGGAUGCUGUGGAGCCUCUUCAAUCUCAAGGGAUCAGACCUCACAGAGCUGGUAAGCGACAGGGCAACCUUUGAGAUAGAUUACCAUCAGAUCCAAGAGGGUAUCGACCAGACCCUGCUGGCUGGCCUCCUGCAGGGAUUGAAAUGGCUGGAGGGAGACGCUGACGAGCCGAACGGCUCAAUCGCGCCAUGGCAGAUGAGGAAAUUCCUCCUGCAAGCUGAGAACGAGAUGCAGCGAUCGGGCGUGUGCUUGCCGCAGACCUCCAGCGUCAGCUUCUUGAAAUUCGUUCACUUCAUCCAUGCGAUGAUGGUAGAGGUGGGAGACGCGAUAGAACGACGACACGUCCUCGUGCAGGCUCCUCCCCCCGCCCCGGCCGAGCGAACGGAAGGAAGGAGAGUUUCCAUCUCCAAGUCAGCAGUGUUCGAGCUGGAGUCCAGCUGCCCUGGAGGGCUGAGCGCCGACCUCUUCGCCAUCUUCACGAGGUUCCAGAGGGUGGAGGACGGCAACCGGUGCCACCUGGACGCUCUCAAGGACUCCCUCUACAUGAACGGAUACGGCCACCAUGAAACCCUCGACAUCUGUAGGAUCGCAGGUAGGCACAUCGAUGAGACCAGGAUGGUGAGCAUGGAGAGCUUUGCGGCGAUCAUGGCAGAAUUCCAUGAGCAGAAGGACAGUGUUGUCCUCCCCCCGGGCAUGCAGAACUCCCUGUCCUUGCUUGUGGUCUUCGAGCCCUCCAUCGCAAACAUCGACGACAUCAUCCAGCUCUUGUCCAAGGAUCUCAAUUUACAGAUGGGAAACAGCGAGGACGGGAAGGAGGUGAAUGUCAUCGUAGAGUUCGUGGUGCUCAGAAACGACACGAGCUUGUCCAACGGGAGGCCUCCCAGGAGGCUAGCAAUCAGCAUGAGGGGCCUCAGCUUGCACACUCUGUGCUUGUGCUUCACCUCUGCCGAUCUGAUCCACGAGCAGCACAUCCCCUCCUUCAUGAAACUCAGCAGGUUCGACUCCAUGGUCACAUCCUUGCGAGCGCAGGGAGAGACGAUGAGCGACGAGCUGGCGAACCUCCUUCAAACUUGUUUCAAGGCCGACACCUCGUCGAAGCUGAAAGCGAGCAGGUUCGCCCCAAACGGGAGGAAGAGGCUGAGAGAAGUGAAGAAGUUUGUGCUCGAUUACAUGGAGCGACAGUCGUUGAAGUUUGAGGACGUUGAAGAAGAAUUGAUCUACUUUGGCCCUGUCAUGGAGGUCAUGGCCGGGCUGUCAGAGAUCGCAGAGUCGCGCAUAGUCUUGCUCGAGGAGGUUGAAAUCGUGAACACGAUCGCCAUGGACAAGGCCCGCAGUUGCAUGGACCUCUUCACAUCUCGUGUCCCUUCCGCUGCCGUCCAGACCGUCUUCCUAUCCUCUGAAAGAUCCAAAGACAACCUGCCUCCCAACAUCUCCUCCUACUCUAAUCUCGACAAGGUGGUGGACGACCAUGUCAACUCUCUCCAUCGCACGAUACAGCAGCGCUGUAACAAGUCGAAAGACGUGCAUUGGGGAAUCAUCAAGAGAGAAAUCUUCGAGAUGAAACAGCAGCACCUCGUUGUCAACGAUCAAGACCAGCACAAAGAUGGGUUCUGGCUGCACCAGAAAGCUCUAGCAAAGCAGAGGAUGACCAUUAGGAACAGCAAGGUGUCAGAUAGCCUGCUAGACAAUCAGAUCGACCGGGCGCUGCGUCUCAGCAGUCAGGCAGUAGCUGAAGGAUCGACCUCCUGGGGCUUCGAGGGGGAGAGCAAGACCUUUGAACUUCCUUCGAAUGACCAACAGGCCCAGGCCAUCUUCCGCACCUUCAGCACGCGGGUCAAAAGGUCCACCAACUCCAUCAAGGGCAGGAGCUGGGAGAACAUGACGUGGCAGGAGCGCCUAGUGAGCGUGCAGGUCGUCAACGAGUACCUGAGCGUCGAGAGCGAGGAGGAGGAGCAGAGCUCGCCCGUGCUCGAGGACUGCGAGAAGGACCUCAGGAGGGCUGACGGGCAGCGCAUCAGGAACGGAGCUCCGCUCAUCGUCAUCGCCCCGAGGGGCUCCGGGUGCAGCAGGGUCCUGAUCAGAGCACUACAAGACUCUGCGUCCUGGGGUCAGCUGGCAGCUGAGGACGAGGACGCGGUCCUUGAGCUCCAGGGGAGCAGCGACGGUCAAGUUAUUGGUGAGGAGGAGGAGGAGGAGGAGGAGGAGGAGGAGGAGGAGGAGGAGAAAGGAGCUUGCUUCGUCCGGCAGAUCGGCGUCACCUCCUCCUCCUUGGUCGGUCGCUCCCUCCUCCGCAAGCUUGUUCAGCAGAUCCGCGAGCACUACAAGGGAGACAGUUUCAAGCUGCAGAUGGUCAUCGCAAUCGACGGACUUGAUCGCAUCCACCCGGAAGAUCCCAUCCACAACAUGCAGUGGCUGCCUGCCGAGCUGCCGGAGAACGUUCGGAUCGUCAUCACGGCUACCCCCCAGUACUUCAGCAGCAUGUGCGACUGCGACAAGAAAACUUUCUGCAGCCCCAACGUCAUUCACCUGCUGCCGCCCUCGUUCGAGAGCCUGCAAGCUUGUGUGCAGCUGGGCAAGAAGGUCGGGAGGUUGCCCGGGAACGGAGGGGUGAAGGAGAUGCUCGAGGUGCUCAAGGGAGAGAGGAGCCUGUCCAUGUUGAAGGUGCUGGCGGAGAUGAACUUGAACUCUUCCAUGGACGAGGACGACAUCGUCCUACCCGUCGCCCUCCACAACGGGAGGCUCGCAUUGAGAGCUGAUUCCUCGUUCCCCCACCUGAACAAGUUCCUCUCCCUCCUUGUGCUCGUCCGGUACGGCAUCUCACAGAGCAGCUUCAAGUUUGCUUGCCAGGCGCUCUUGGAGAGGCUGGGGGAAGGAGACAAGGCCAUAAUACCUCCGGGUACUUUCCUACCCUUCACCUCUGUCUUGUAUCAUAGAAACACUCUCCGCAUCGUCAUCGCCAACGAAGGCAUCAAACAAGCAAUCAAGACGGACAGUUUCUUCCAGCAGCACGAGCCUGAAAUCAUAGAUGUCCUCGUCGAGACGUUCCAGCGACCCGGAGCCGACGAGAACGAGGAGGUGAUGUCGAUUCUCCUGGAGAAGAUGAAGAGGAAGGGGAGUCUGGACAGCUCCCUGCUCGCCCCCCUCCUCGAUUUCAACCUCAUCGCCCUCAAGAUCCUCCAUGGCCACCUCGAGGACCUCUUCAGGGACUACCGAGAGGUCCUGCUGGCUGUCGUCAACGGGCAGAACACGCUUGUCAAGCAAUUCGCCCACUCCCUCAUACCCCAGCUGGCCUCCGACAGGGGCCUCCUCCCUCCUCCCCAGCUGGACUCUCACUUUAUCAACCCGUCGGGGAGGCACACGAGGACCAAGUUGGAGUGUCUCUGCUGCCUCCAGAACAAGCUCAAGGUCACCAGCUGCGACCUCCUCCAGCUGGAGGGCGUCCCUGUCAAGUUCCUCUGCGGGCACGGGGACGGGUCCGUCACAGUCUGGGACGGCUUGUUCGCGGAGAUUGACCGGCGCUUCCGUGCGCACGAGGAGGAGGUGGCAGCGUGCAGGUUCCUGCCGUUGCUGGAGGAGAAGAGGGUUGAGCAGCUGCUUGCUCUGACCUGCUCGAAGAACGGGACAGUGAGAGGAUGGCGAGCUUCGACCGGGAGCCUUCUGUUUCAGUUGCAUCCUUUCUCUGAGAGACUGGUCAACGAGUUCGAUCCUUCGACGAGGCUCAAGGUGAAGUUGAGGCCGAAGAGGAGGGAGAGGACGCUGACAAUUUUAACACAGCACGAUGUCUCCUCCUCCUCCUCCUCCUCCUCUCCAUCGUACAUGAUCGUCAGGCGAGUAUCUGAGGACAAGGCAGAGAUUGCCCUGGGAACGCGAGGAGGGGACCUGGUGCUAUGGAGAUGGACGACGACUACGCAGGCGAUGGAGCACGAGUUGAUAUCGCUCAAGAGGAAGGCGCAUGGAACAAGCAUCAGCGUCAUUUCCUUCGUGCGGCACGAAGAAUUUCUCAUCAGCUCCUCGUCGGAUCGAGUCUUGAAGUUCUGGCACCUUCGGUCUCAUCCACGAGUUCUCCUUGCACGAUGA